AUGUCCAUCGUAGUUAUUGACAAGAGCGGAGCCGACCGGAUGCGUGUUCCGCUGCAUGGGACGUGCACUUUCGGCCGGGCACCCGAGUGCGACGUCCGGGUGCAAAAGUCGGACGUCUCACGGCAGCACUGCCAGCUCGCCAUCGACGAGAACGGCAAGUGCGUGCUGACGAACCUGUCGUCAACCAAUGCAACGUAUGUCGACUCUGAGGCGGUCGAGACACACAUGAUUCUCGAGUCCGGCAUGAUGUUUGCUGUCGGGCCGCGGUACUUUCGCUACGAGGCGCCCGAGGGCAUCGCGGUGAGCAAGAAGGCCGAGGCCACGCCAGAGCCGGCGCCCACGGCGGCGCCAGCACCUUCGUCUGUUGUCAAGGCUGUCCAGCCGGUGCCUGCGUUCCAGUGGACCGAGUCUGAGGCCUCGCCAACGACCCAGGCCAAGUCUCAGCAGUUGAGGGCGAUGCAGACGCCGCUGCGGCGCGAGAUUGCCGCUCGCGGCUCGCGCCCGAACCCGGUGUUCCAGGACAAGGCCAAUAAGAUGGCCACGCCGCUCAAGCGGGCGCUUUUCCAGGAAGCUCAGGCCCGUCAGCGCACCUUUGCCGAGUUCUCAGACGCCGACGCCGACGCCUCGUUUGCGUCCGACGCAACAGACACUGAGCUCGGCAUGUUUGAGGACGAGGAGCUGUCUAUUAUUGCACCGCGCAAGCUCAUGCAGGUUCUCAACACUCCGCUCAAGGAGGACAUUGCCAAGCGCGGUGCCACCAAGCUUGACGUUGUCUAUGUCUCGGACGCACCAGUUAUGGCGACGCCGAUGAAGAAGGCGAUCCGCAAGCGCGGUGCUGCCAAGCGCGAGGUUGUGCCGGUGGCUGACGCGCCGGUCAUGGCGACGCCGAUGAAGAAGGCGAUCCGCAAGCGCGGUGCUGCCAAGCGCGAGGUUGUGCCGGUGGCUGACGCGCCGGUCAUGGCGACGCCGAUGAAGAAGGCGAUCCGCAAGCGCGGUGCUGCCAAGCGCGAGGUUGUGCCGGUGGCUGACGCACCGGUCAUGGCGACGCCGAUGAAGAAGGCGAUCCGCAAGCGCGGUGCUGCCAAGCGCGAGGUUGUGCCAGUGGCUGACGCGCCGGUCAUGGCGACGCCGAUGAAGAAGGCGAUCCGCAAGCGCGGUGCUGCCAAGCGCGAGGUUGUGCCGGUGGCUGACGCACCGGUCAUGGCGACGCCGAUGAAGAAGGCGAUCCGCAAGCGCGGUGCUGCCAAGCGCGAGGUUGUGCCAGUGGCUGACGCGCCGGUCAUGGCGACGCCGAUGAAGAAGGCGAUCAAGGCCAAGGCCAAUGCGUCGCGCAUCCCUACGCCCAAGACCAUGGCAACGCCGAUGAAGAAGGCAAUCCGCAAGCGCGGUGCCGCCGAGCGUGAGGUUGUGCCUGUUACUGAUGCUCCGACGAUGGCGACGCCGAUGAAGAAGGCAAUCAAGGCCAAGGCUAGCGAGUCGCGCAUUCCGACCAUCAACACGGCUCCGGUCAUGGCGACGCCGAUGAAGAAGGCAAUCAAGGCCAAGGCUAGCGAGUCGCGCAUUCCGACCAUCAACACGGCUCCGGUCAUGGCGACGCCGAUGAAGAAGGCAAUCAAGGCCAAGGCUAGCGAGUCGCGCAUUCCGACCAUCAACACGGCUCCGAUCAUGGCGACGCCGAUGAAGAAGGCAAUCAAGGCCAAGGCUAGCGAGUCGCGCAUUCCGACCAUCAACACGGCUCCGAUCAUGGCGACGCCGAUGAAGAAGGCAAUCAAGGCCAAGGCUAGCGAGUCGCGCAUUCCGACCAUCAACACGGCUCCGAUCAUGGCGACGCCGAUGAAGAAGGCAAUCAAGGCCAAGGCAGCCGAGCCGCGAGCGGCAGUGAGCAAGCCGAUCGAGGAGAACUCCUCCCAGCACAAGAAGACCAGCAAGUCGAAGAAGAAGAAGAGGUCUGCCGUCCGCAAGCCCAUCAAGCACGCUCAGCCAAAGGAGUAUGUGCCGAAGGCUGCGCCUGCCGCUGUCAAGGUUGCGGCUAAGGUUGUGGCUGAGGUCAAGGCUGAGGUCGAGUCCGAGGUCGAGGCUGAGGUCGAGGUCGAGUCCGAGGUCGAGGCUGAGGUCGAGGCCGAGGCUGAGGUCGAGGUCGAGUCCGAAGUCGAGGCUGAUGAGGUCGAGGCCGAGUCCGAGGUUGAGGCUGAGGUCGAGGUCGAGGCUGAGGUCGAGGCCGAGGUUGAGGUCGAGGUCGAGUCCGAGGUCAAGGCUGAGGUCGAGGUCGAGUCCGAGGUCGAGUCCGAGGUUGAGGUCGAGGUCGAGUCCGAGGUCGAGGCUGAGGUCGAGGUCGAGUCCGAGGUCGAGUCCGAGGUCGAGGCUGAGGUCGAGCAAGAGGUCGAGGUCAUUAACUACUCCAAGUGGAAGGUCGUCGAGCUUCGUGCCGAGCUCUCUUCCCGCGGCCUCGCCACUACUGGCCGCAAGGCUGAGCUUAUCGCCCGCCUCGAGUCUGCCCCUACCGAUGCCGCCGACAGCGCUGCUGCCGCAGUCGAGGCCGAGGCUGAGGUCGAGGCAGAGCCCAAGAUCGAGGCAGAGCCCAAGAUCGAGGCCAUCAACUACUCCAAGUGGAAGGUCGCUGAGCUGCGUGCCGAGCUCUCGGCCCGUGGCCUCGCCACUACCGGCCGCAAGGCUGAGCUCGUCGCUCGUCUCGAGGCCAAUGCCUCAGCCCCCGUGUGCUCGUCGGCAGCUGCUGAGGAGACCGAGCCGACUCCCGAGUCAGAGGCCCAGACCGUCGACUACUCCAAAUGGAAGGUUGCUCAGCUCCGCACCGAGCUCUCCACCCGCGGCCUCGACACUACGGGGCGGAAGGCCGAGCUGGUGGCCCGCCUCCAGACCGCCGGCGACGCCUCCACCACUGACGCGAUCAAGGUUGCCGACCAGGCCAUCGAUGCUGAUGACGCUCAGGCCCAGCCGAUUAACUACGCCAAGUGGAAGGUUGUUGAGCUUCGUGCUGAGCUCUCAUCCCGUGGCCUCUCGACCGCCGGCCGCAAGGCUGACCUGGUCAAGCGUCUCGCCGAUCUACAGUGAGGUAUCGUGUCGCGUUAAAUGUGU
Messenger RNA from Thecamonas trahens ATCC 50062, 3093 nucleotides. RefSeq names its product antigen KI-67. The record is from RefSeq and is a predicted model, not a curated record. The transcript has a single exon. Bases 1 to 3069 code for a protein of 1022 amino acids. NCBI's taxonomy places the organism in Eukaryota, Apusomonadida, Apusomonadidae. Gene Ontology annotation, molecular function: protein binding. Gene Ontology annotation, cellular component: nucleus. Gene Ontology annotation, biological process: poly(A)+ mRNA export from nucleus.